Molecule: messenger RNA, 342 nt
Organism: Trypanosoma rangeli
Lineage: Eukaryota; Euglenozoa; Kinetoplastea; Trypanosomatida; Trypanosomatidae
Exons: 1
Coding region: 1-342 (113 amino acids)
Source: RefSeq, a predicted model, not a curated record
AUGACUGUGGCGUGGGUUAGCAGCCACAAAAGUAUGAAGAGAGUAGUGUUAGGUACAAGACGAAUGCGGAAUGCCUGUGAAAUGGGCGGUCCUAUCCCGUACUCCUGUGAUGAAAACGAUGUCUCUGCGUCUGAAAGCAUUACAGGCGAUGAGUUUGACCGAAAACACGAAUCACUCCACUCUGACAGUAGAAAUCCCCGACCCUUGCAUUUGACACAGGCGUCUACUGGAGGGACUUUGGCAACUGCCUGCUUUCGACAAGAAGCGAUGAGACACAAAUGGAUCGCUGACACUGAGAACUUCACCUGCUUGAGAACCCCGUUUUUUUCAUUCACUCUCUGA